This is a messenger RNA of Penicillium cinerascens, 1065 nucleotides long. Its product is annotated as forkhead box transcription factor. The record is from RefSeq and is a predicted model, not a curated record. The transcript is spliced from 2 exons. The coding region runs from base 1 to 1065 and encodes 354 amino acids. Gene Ontology annotation, molecular function: DNA-binding transcription factor activity, RNA polymerase II-specific; RNA polymerase II cis-regulatory region sequence-specific DNA binding. Lineage: Eukaryota; Fungi; Ascomycota; Eurotiomycetes; Eurotiales; Aspergillaceae. Gene Ontology annotation, biological process: regulation of transcription by RNA polymerase II.
AUGGCCCAGUCAAAUCUUCGCGCGACCAAACCCCACCAUGGUCACGAUGUCCUGGAUUGGCAGUGUGAUCCAGUUACAUCUUCAUUUUAUGCCCGUGAUUUCUAUUACCGCCACCCAGCGCAGUUGGAAACCUCCGAAGGAAAUUCCCUAGGAAAUUUCCUGGCCUUGCGAGGGACCCCACCAUCACCACCAAUUUCAAUCUCCUCUCAGCAGUCAUCAUCAAUAUCCGUUAACAGCAUGGGUCACACUGACCCCAAUACGUUGCCUGACAGCAACUCGCCCCGAACUAGCCUUGGGGAUCACAACGAGGGAGAUUACAACACAGAUCUGCCAUACUCGAAACUCAUCUAUAGGGCCCUGAAAGAGGCCGACGGCCACAAGCUGUCCCUUCAGCAAAUCUACGAAUGGUUCACCAAAAACACGAACAAGGGCAGGGACAACACAAAAGGCUGGCAGAAUAGCAUCCGCCAUAAUUUGUCUAUGAAUAAAGGAUUUACGGCCGACAAAGUCGAGGGAAGCACGGGGAGGAAGCCACAAAAUUUGUGGGCUCUGACUCAAGAUGCUAUCGACCGGGGCUACGUGGAGUCCACCACUCGCUAUCGCAAGACAAAUGGCCGCAAGGCGAGCCCGAACAUUCCAGUCCUUAGGCGUCAGCGGUCAGGGUCUAGGGGGGGAAAGGCUGCGAAAAAUGCGACCAAGAUGCGCCACCCCACGCAGAAUGAGCGAUCCGAAAGGCACUAUCCUUUCACGUACAAUCAACCCCAGCAGCCUCAGCAUCAGCCUCAGCGCGCGGUCGAUGGGCACUACCUGCCUACACCGCCGCUGCUUGUAGGCGUGCCGCACUAUCAGGUGCAGCAGGUCUUCAAUGGGCUGCCCAUGGAUACCAGGGAUAGCUCGCUCCAACGGGAAUACGAAUAUUCCGACGUGAUUGGCUGCACAAGCCCCCUACUCGGCGAUAAUGCGGUGUUCUGUGAUGUGGCGGAGCCGGAGCCUAAUUCCAGCCCGACGCUCGAUAUGGGACAUAUGGGUUGCUGGUACGAGCUCCGGGACCCAAUAAUGAGUUGA